AUGGCAUCUCAUCAGUUGCCACCUUUAUCGACAGUCGAUAGUAGCUUCAUGUCAGACCAAGCAAAUGAUGAGUAUGUCAUGCGCAAAGAAGAGAAAACUGCUGUAGAACUUUGUGAGCUGGUGCCUGGAGGCGAGAUCCCAAAGAAGAGAAGCCCUGUAAAACACUAUUUGUGCUGCAUCUGCUGUCCUUGUCUUCCCAUGUGGACUAGAUAUGGUUGCUGUGCCUUACUAUUGCUCUUUAUCAUAUUUUUGAUUAUCGUAGGUGUCUUGGCAGCAAUAUUUAGAGUCCCAGAAGUGAAUUUCAAUGGACCCACCAAACAUCCUGAUGGCUAUGCUCCUUUUGAGAAAUCCAAUGACACGCUUGCCUUUAGCGUCAACUUUGGACUUCAAAUUGGUGUUGUCAAUGACAACGUCGAAAGCAUCACGUUUGAAUCUAUACGAGCCAUUGUAAGUCUAAAGGCAUAUUACCCAACUGCCCCUAAAAUUUCGGUAGGGGGUGGUGAGAUCUUGAACGUACAUAUACGAUCCCAUGGCAUUACCAACUUUACCUUUCCCUUUUCGAUAAAAUAUGACCCAAUGAAAGAUGAGGGCUAUGCAAUGCUCACAGAUAUCGCCUCUAAAUGCGGUUUACUCGGUGGAUCCAACAAGGAGGAUUUAUACAUUCAAUAUGAUUUGAUUCCUACCAUUCGAAUUGCAGGCAUAGCUAUAUCGCCAACGAUUUACCAGUCUUCACAUUUUCCUUGUCCAAUAUCAUCUGGGCAACUAACCAUGGGCCUAGCGGCAAGUUUGAAUGAAGAUGACUCUGAUGAAGAAGACAAUGUUGGUGAGGAUUAG
Mucor velutinosus is the source of this 834-nucleotide messenger RNA. RefSeq lists its product as uncharacterized. The transcript is spliced from 4 exons. The coding region runs from base 1 to 834 and encodes 277 amino acids. NCBI's taxonomy places the organism in Eukaryota, Fungi, Mucoromycota, Mucoromycetes, Mucorales, Mucoraceae. The record is from RefSeq and is a predicted model, not a curated record.